Molecule: messenger RNA, 8843 nt
Organism: Pogona vitticeps (central bearded dragon)
Lineage: Eukaryota; Metazoa; Chordata; Lepidosauria; Squamata; Agamidae
Gene: SLC38A3
Product: solute carrier family 38 member 3
Biological process (GO): L-glutamine transport; histidine transport; asparagine transport
Cellular component (GO): plasma membrane
Molecular function (GO): L-histidine transmembrane transporter activity; L-glutamine transmembrane transporter activity; L-asparagine transmembrane transporter activity
Source: RefSeq, a predicted model, not a curated record
CACCGCCGCCCCUCCGCGCAGGACAAGCGAGCGCGGCCGCCCGCCAAGGACAGAACGCCCGGCAGCCACAUAAAGCACCACUAAAGAGACUACAAAUUUCAUCUCUGCCGUGUGACUUCCUGCUUUUCUGAAAGCUGUGUGUGAGGGAAGAAGGAUAAGUGCUCCCAUCAGAGUGCAAAAAUGAACUCGACUGAGAUUCCCAUCCAAACAGAGAUGGUAGAACUGGUGCCAAAUGGAAAACAUUCCGCGUUGAAUGCUUCCUCCAUCCCUUCGGUGGGAAAUGACAGGUUUGAUGACAACCAACCAGAGAUGGAGGAGUUCCUUCCACAUGGUGCUGAAAAGAAGCAGACCCACUUUACGGAUUUUGAAGGAAAGACCUCCUUUGGGAUGUCCGUUUUCAAUCUCAGCAAUGCCAUCAUGGGCAGCGGGAUCCUUGGUCUAGCGUAUGCUAUGGCCAAUACUGGUAUUCUCCUUUUUCUGUUUCUCCUGACUGCUGUCGCUUUGUUGUCUAGCUAUUCCAUCCAUUUACUGUUGAAAUCCUCAGGGAUUGUUGGAAUCCGAGCCUAUGAACAGUUGGGUUACAGGGCCUUUGGCACGCCAGGGAAGUUGGCAGCUGCAGUUGCCAUAACACUACAGAAUAUCGGAGCCAUGUCAAGCUACCUGUACAUUGUGAAGUCUGAAGUGCCUCUAGUCAUCCAGACCUUCCUCAACCUGGAAGAGAAAACAACGGAUUGGUAUAUGAAUGGCAACUACCUGGUGAUCAUGGUCUCUGUCAGCGUCAUUCUCCCUUUGGCCCUCAUGAAGCAGCUUGGUUACCUUGGCUAUGCCAGUGGUUUUUCACUCAGCUGCAUGGUCUUCUUUCUUAUUUCGGUUAUUUAUAAAAAGUUCCAGAUCCCCUGUCCACUUCCAGACUCAAUCAACAAAACUGGCAACUUGACUUAUGCAUCAGUCAAUACAAGCAGCUAUCAGAGUGAUCCUGCGGUUGUCCAGGCAACUGAAGAAGAUGUCUGCUCUUCAAGCUUGUUCACACUCAACUCUCAGACAGCCUAUACCAUCCCCAUCAUGGCAUUUGCUUUUGUGUGCCACCCUGAAGUCCUGCCUAUUUAUACUGAGCUGAAAGACCCCUCCAAGAAAAAAAUGCAGUGCAUCUCAAACAUCUCCAUCUCCGUCAUGUAUGUCAUGUACUUCCUGGCUGCCCUUUUUGGCUACCUCACUUUCUAUGGCCAGGUAGAAUCAGAGCUGCUACACACCUACAACAGAGUAGACCCAUUUGAUGUGCUGAUCCUGUGUGUGCGGGUAGCCGUCCUGACUGCUGUGACAUUGACGGUGCCCAUUGUUCUUUUCCCAGUACGCCGUGCAAUUCAGCAGAUGCUCUUUCAGGACAAAGAAUUCAGCUGGCUUCGGCACUGUAUUAUAGCUGUUGUGCUGCUGACAUCCAUUAACUUGCUGGUAAUUUUUGCCCCCUCCAUCCUGGGCAUCUUUGGCCUGAUUGGUGCCACAUCGGCCCCCUGCCUGAUAUUCAUCUUCCCAGCCAUUUUCUAUAUCCGGAUCAUGCCUAAGGACAAGGAGCCUACGAAAUCCACUCCCAAGAUUCUGGCAGCCCUCUUUGCGUGCCUUGGAGUACUCUUCAUGAUCAUGAGCCUCAGCUUCAUCAUCAUCGACUGGGCAACAGGUGGCGGGAAGAGUGGAGGCAGCCACUAACCAGGGAGGGCCCAGAGCCUUGUGACUGGAUCAACACCCUGGGAAACUAAGCUGGCUUGGAUACAUUUUGUGCCCCCCUCCCAACAAACAAACAAACCCCCCCGCUAGUACUGUACUGUAUUCCAGCCCCUAGCUUUGUUCUGAGCCAAGGGCUGCUGUUCCGUUACUCAGUCCUCACCCCCCACACACACUGAGCCGGGGGGGGCGCAGCAGGCGGUACCUGACUGGCAGCCAAUUCCUCAUUCUUUGAGCAUUUGAUGUCCCCACCCCUCAGAGUCUGGGGUAGGCCAGACUGAUGGCACCUAAUAGACAGACCAGCUUGGGGAAUAGGCCAUGGUGGGGUGGGUGGGGUAGGCACUUGAUCAGGGUGGCUGCCAUAUGUGUACAUCCAGCCCUAGAUGUGUCCAGAAUGGCCGGCCUGCACUUAGGGGGCCAAAAGGUCAGUGUCAUGAAUAGACAAGGGAAAUGAGGGGGGGGGGAAUAUGACUGAAAAGCCUGGGUGCACAGUUCUUACCUAAGGUUCACUGCUGACUGGGCUGGUCCCUUCUAUUGUAUGGCUUCUGGGUAUUUCAAAGGUUUGCUUCUCAGCCCUUAUUUCUUGGUAGCUUCUCUCCUCAGAGUUGUUCUCUCUCUGCUAGGGUGUGAACCUGAAGAGCCACAGGAUCAACGUUUCCUCCCUCAUGACAAUUUCUUAGUGGUGACUUUGUGGGUUCCCAGGUCUGAUCUACAGCCUGCCCUUUGCCAUCCUUUGAGAAAAUUGGUAGUAGGAAACAAUGUGGGGAUUUCAACCCUUCUGAAUUCAUGGUCGGGAUGGGAUUUGCCAUGUUUUGCCUCAGCAGGGCCAAAUGGUAAGGUGGGGCUGGCCUUUAGAGGAGGACAGGCAGUAGGGAAAGCACCGCUCUUCAUUCUAUGGAUAGAACUAUGGGAAGUAGGCCUGUUGUCAGUGACAUUAAAUUCCUGUUUCUGUCCCCUUGUGUCAUCAGAAUACGGCAAGAAGGAAUGACAAAACAUUUAAGAGUCUAGAGUAAGGAGGCUUUUGUGUUCAGGCUCCUGUGUCCUGAAAGCACCUGUGGAGCUAUAACUGGAUCAGAUGGACCUGAUCCUCCCAUCUGAGAGAGACCACCAUUCACUCCCGCACACCCACCCCACCCUGUAACCUGUCACAGUGCCCCACCCCUGUUUCCCUCUAGUGGCAGAUGAUUGGGAGAGCUAGCCCUGCCACCAACCUUGUCCACCAGCUUAACUACUUACUAGGACUUAAUUGCUGCUAAUUCCUGUAGUUUUAGAAGAAUUUGUGUUAAUUUGUACAUAGUUACUUUGCUUUUAUUGUCCAGGAUGGUGAGAUUCCAAUGGAAUUGUAUUGAUAAUGGCCGUAUUGGCAAGCAGUCCCUGCUUUCCUUGCAGAUCAUUUAUGGAGGGAUGACUCAAUGGUUAGUGUAUCCAGAGCUACUUCUUUGACCAGAGAUGGCCACCAAGUUCUAUAUUUAUUUGUAGUGCCCUGAAAUGCUUUUAUGUCUCAUCUUAUAGUGACAUACAUGGGCCUCACAAAUGUGCAAGAAGGAAAGGGAUGAAAGAAGCCAUUAAAGGAAAAGAAGGCCUGGGUACAGUAGAAGAGCAAAGCCAAGCAUUCCUUGGUUUCCAACAGGAUAUUUACAAGCGAUGCGGGGAUCUGCCUUUAACUAGGCCAGACUGUUCAUCCAUCAAACCCAGUUCUGUCUGUAUUAGGCAUAUAUAUGCCUAAUACACACAACUGUAUGUGCACACAUGCAGGCAGGCAAACAGAUAUUUACAUACAGACAUAGCAGAAAAGGAACACUGGUAAGGAGGUAGGCAAGAGUGAGCUGCCCAGGGUAUUCUGAGUCUCCAGCAGAGGGGAUUUCUGUCUCCUGCUCUCUGAUCCUUUGAGCAGAGAGGUUGAAACCUGGACAAAAGGCUGAAACAGAGACCUUCUGUCUUCCAUUGUAAUUGAAGGCAUGGCUUCUAUAAUCCUGUGCCAAGGAAGUGGCUAUCUUACUAACUUUCAUCUCUAUGAAGGCAAUGAGUGAGUAGAGGCCAGUCUGGCAACAACAGGUUUGUUUUUGAAAGACAAGCACCGGAAGUGAUUGCAUUGCAUCUAAGGAGGAAAAUGUCACUAUGCAGUUAGUGGUUCCAGGCAGGAUCUGGGGCUGGGAUAGGGCAGGCAGGUUAUUCUACGGACCGAACUGCUUCUACUAACCAAACAGUGCAACACCCCGUGCAUCCUUAAAACUGGCCCCACAAGUCUGGGAAGCCCUCUAGGCCAAGUCUUUGGCUGGUGCAGAGAGCUGGAUAACGAUGCAGGGAGGGAGAAAUCUCCUUCACAUUACAGGAGGACUGCUCGGUAUUAGAUUUAUGCCCCCCUCUCUCUUUUUUUAUUAUUAUUAAGCCCAGCAAUUAGAGUUUAACAUCUUUCUGUAUUUCACCUAUGGUGGGCAAUUUUUCUAUCUGUCUCUGCAGCAACACACUGAAUAACAGCUUGUUGGAGAGGAAUUUGUAUAAAGCUUGAUCACCUGCUCAUUCUUGCAGAUCAGACAUAGGUUAGAGGUUCAACAGUAAUGGAAUCCUGAAAAGUUGACAGUCUGGCCUGGUUCAAGAGUAGUAGGAAGACUGAACUUCUUUGCUAUCUUAUAGUACAUAAAGCUGAUGCAGGCUGGGGUUGGUCUAGCAUCCUUCCCCAAUUGUGGUAGGCGACUGGAUGAUGAUAAUAUCUGAAGGGAAAAUGAUCUCUUAUAGAAUUUUGUAAUUUAGGCUAUGAAUUUCAUUGAGUUUGGCGUAGAAGCCUUAGGUAUUAAUUGAAUGAUGUGCACUAAAGAGUAGCAUACAAGACUUCAUGGAGCUGAGCUGAUUCCAGGGUAUAAACACAGUGGGUGAGUUCAAGGUAAAACGUAGCCUUUUUCAAUCCAAUCUCAUACUUUAGCACACUAGGAGAAACCAAUUAAGUUUUUCCUCCCCUGUAAUUAAUAGCCAUGCUUUCAUAAUAUCUAGUCUGCAGCUCUUGAAGUAGGGGAGGAAAGCUGUAAUUGAUUCCUUAUGGAGAAAACUUAAAAGCAUGGGCUCACAAGAUCAUGGCAACAUUUUUCUGCUGUGCUAGUCAGGAUGAUGGUUUCUCUUCAGGAGCCCUGUGCUGUCUCUAGGGAACUUGGCUUUCCCCAGAACACCAUUUUCAAACUACUGGUCUUGGGGAUCUGAUUGGGAGAAAUAUCACCUAUACCAAAUCUGUUUUCAUUUGUACUGAAAUGUGUUUGCUGUUUACCAUCUCCUGUUGCUAUUUCAUGAUCUGAAGUUGAGAGUGUUCGUAAAAUUGACUCCUUUUUCUCCUAUGAUAUUGAGAAACUUUCCUCAUAUCAUCCAGCAUUCAUAAGAUGAAAAUGAUUUAAUAGAAUCACAGAAUUAUAGAGGUGGAAGGGACCCCAUUAGGGUUUUUUCCUAAUCUCAUGCCAAAGCACAAUAUCCAUAGCUAAAGAAUCCCCGACAGCUGGCCAACUAGCCUCUGUUUUUAAAACCAUUUUUUUUAAAAAAAUGGAGAACCUGUCACCUUCUCAGGCUACCCAUUCUGUUUUUAAACAGCUGUUACUGUCAGGUUGAAUGGCCUUUCCAGGAAGGUAAAAAAGCAGCACUUCUCAGAAGUUCACUGAGCAAAUGAAAUUAAUAUGCUUGCCUCCAUUAGGCAGGCUAACACAUCAGAUCAGAAUCUUUUUGAGACUUCAAAGCGCCAUUUCCCCUACAGAUUACAAUAGCUUGUUCUUAGGCUUAGAUAAUGCAACACGCUGUAUAAAUCCAGUACCAUCAAAGUGGUAGUAUUUCAGAACUUGAGAUAUACCAGGAAAACACAUCUGAUUGAUUACACAGCUACUAUAAACUGCUAAAUGAAUACUACUAGCUAGUAACCUUCCUGUUACUCAGCAUCAAGGGUGGGCAUCUCCAUCUGCCCAUUCCAUGUCUGAUGAGCAGCAUGUGCUGCUAUGAGGAAUAAACUCUCAGGUGGGAAGGCAGUACAGGCAUGCAUGAGAUUAAAGACAUUAGCCCCCGCCCCUUGCAUCACUAUUUUGCUUGUUGCUAUGUUCACAUAGCUGUAGUUUGCCAGUUCACAUGGGACUGCUUCCUGCACAAAGCAGCUGAACUAUGUGUGUGGAAGGAAGAGCAGGAAAACUCUCUGUCUCCAGGCACAGGAAGAUUCUGUGUGGAGAGCAGCCAUCCUGGCCCUGCACCAUACAGUACCUACUGUGAUUGGUACUGCAUGGUAGAAUUGGGGUGAUUGUGUGUCAUAACAGCUGUAACAAACAAUUGUCCCAACAAUAAGAGUUUCUCCAGUGUAUGCCAUACACUGAAGUGGUUUGUAAGCUUUUGCAAUAAUUUGAUGACUGAAAUCGAGUUGCAAGACACAGAGCAGGUCCAGUGAAUCCAUGGGGAUUUGGUGAGUUGACUUCUCUGUAAAUUCCAUUGAUCCAAUAGGCCUGUCCCGGUUGCAGUUUACAGCUGGGUUUCAGCUGCUAUGUAUUUUGGGCCAAGAGUUGUUUUUCUAGGCAACUACCUGAAGCUACACUGCCCCCUGCUGUAGUAAAGAGUUUUUGCUGCUCCUAGUAAUAUGCACCUUAAAAGGCAGUUGUAGGUUUUAUUCUGUUUUACCUUGGUCAUCAUUGUAUCAAUAUGCUUUGCAGAAAUGAUGCAGCAGGGAAAUACCUGAAAGACAUAGCUUGAGGAACAUAACUAAGGAAGUCACAUGCUUUGUGAGAUAAGUGACUGCUGAUAUUGCCAUCUGCAAUGAACUCCAUUUGAACUCUGAGGUCCAGUUAAUGACCAGUGAAGACAUGGACAAUACUUUGUCUUCCUACUCCUAAUCCCACCAAUAUCUUGCUAGGUUCCAGUAAACUUGAUGGCCUUUGCAUGAGAUUAUUCCCUUGGAUAAGAUUAUGGGACCUGCCCUGCAUUAUAGAUGGUGACAUUCUUCUUUAUUAUUAUGUGAUGAACAAAAGCAAAUGGACAAAAUUCUGUCAUCCUGAACUGUUGUCAUUGAAGUAGAUUUCUUUUAAAUGAAUGGAAUAUAUCUUCAAGUGGAUUAAUUCAGUGGUCACCUGAGAAGGAAGAGUGGAGCAAACUUCCACCUGUCCUCAGCUACUUUAGCCCAACUUGUAGUCAAGACAUCUCUAGGCUUCUUGCCAAAAGCCAUGCUGAAAGUUUUUUUUUUUUUUUUUGCUGUUAUUGUUCCUUCAUUUGUCUGUCUCUUUCUACUUUCUUUCCUUCACUCAUUCAAAGGAUGCACCUUAUAAAUUUCAGGCCUUGGGCUGGGUGGGAAAUGGGGAGGGGUUGGGGGAAAAAACUAAGAUGAAUAUUUUUACAGCACUGUGGUUUUGAAAGUAAUUUUUAAGUCCAUAAGUAAUUAUUUCUAGAGUUUAAUAAUGGGCAUAAAAUAAGAGACAUGUAUUUUUAUACUCGGGGGGUGGCUGGUCAAUUUGCUUUUUAUAAAUACUGUACAUAAGAGUAGAUCUUUUUUAAUGUAUUUGUUGUUGUGCCGAGUAACUUUGUAUAGUAUAUGUAUUUUAUUUUCUCAAUGAAGCAGGACUGGAGACCAAAAGACCUGCGUGAGCUGGGUGGGUGGGUGGGGGGAAUACUGCCAUUUUUGGAUGUUUCCAGAGCCUAGUGUUGACCUGGAAAGGAAACAGAGAGGAGACUGUAUUUGCAGAAUUUAAAAAAUGGGUUAGGGCACUAAGGAUAGCUUUGUCAUCGGCCUUAGCAUGAUGGAGAUCAGCAGAAAAUUCCAGCCAAUUUGCACAAGGGAACAUUGACCAAGAUUAUGACCUGUAACUAAACAACAUUGCAUGCGGGCACGUCCAUCUUGCAGCCCAGCUGGUUCCAAGGCAUAUCCCUGGUUCAGAAACAACACCAUUCCCAGAGUUACUUGUGCUUGGAAAGAACUAUUUCAAUAGAUUCUAGCCAGGAACAAGAUAUAUAUUGUAUUCUUAAGAGUUCAGUAUAGUAGUUGAUGGGGGUGGAGUGGUCCAUCCCAGCUCCUGGUAGCAAACAGAGAAAGGAGACAAGACAGAGAAAUUGCGCUGAAAUUCCUACUAUCGGGAACCUAUUCUUGUGGCAUCUUGGGUGCUACUAAAAUGCUAUCUAACCAGCCCUUUUUGCCACUUGACCACUUGUUUAACAUUUUCACUUCAGUGUCAGAGUAUUUGACAAUCUUAAUGAACUUCCAUAUAUUUUGAUAUUUAUUCCUUUUCUACAACUAAAGCUGUAGACAUUGGCCUUUCUCAACUGGGGCCAUAUGGACUUCUGGGGAACCCUGGCCCAUUUGAAGGGGACCGCAGAUUGAAAACAAUUCUUCACACCCCACUUUAGAAAAUUCAUUAUGCGACUCACACAAUCCUGAUUCAGCCUAUAGGCCUUUCAUAUUGUGUUCAUGGCCAUGAACAAAUAGGAAAAAAAAGUUGAGAAUGGCUAGACUGGACAGCGAUUUUAGGCAUGUCCAGGAACCUUUUGUGCAACCAGCUAUCAUGGUCUGCACUGAAAGAUUAUAUGUGGGUUCAUUAUUAUUCAAAGAAAAAUGGAAUGAGAGUAGAACAAAUAAAUAAGACAGGAUUGCAUUGUGAGAGAUGGAAAGCAGUUGGCUGGGGAUAUCGGGACUGGCUAGGGCUCUUUUCCCUCUUUCCUCUUAAUUUUGAAACACGGCUCUGUAGAAGUUCCCUGUUGGUGGCAAAAGGCUGUUUUCAGACAGAUAGGCUGUGAGGCCUAGCUCACUGCAGGUCAGUUGUCAGUGUCCCCCUUCAUCAUGUCUGAUAGGAAUGUCUGUAAAGAAAUUCAGCUGGAUGCCUGUCAUAGGAAUGUCUUCCUGGAGAAGGAAAAUGGAUUUAGGGGAGUCCUCCCCUCCUUCAUUUGGGACCCUUUUGCCCUCUCCACCCAAGGGAUGAAGUGGAGUAUGGGCAUUGGUCUUGCCCUCGUCACACACCUGCUCUUGUGUGUCAAAUCAAUUAUGUAAAGAAAAAAAGUAGUCUGUCUUGGAGAGUCCUGUUUCUGUAACAUGUGCUAGGGGUCAGUUUUAAAUUAUAUGCUGAAAUUAGAUCUACAUUUGAAGAUGAAACAAAUCUUUUCAAAAUAACAAUAAAUAAAAUUUGAAACCACACCCA